This is a messenger RNA of Gastrolobium bilobum, 1141 nucleotides long. Its product is annotated as 2-oxoglutarate-dependent dioxygenase 19-like. Lineage: Eukaryota; Viridiplantae; Streptophyta; Magnoliopsida; Fabales; Fabaceae. The transcript has 4 exons. Bases 85 to 1104 code for a protein of 339 amino acids. The record is from RefSeq and is a predicted model, not a curated record.
CAAAGUCACUUGUUAUGCCCACCUUGCUCCAUUCUUUUACCCAAAUCCAGAAAGACAAGAGCCCCUACUGAAGACCGAGAAAAGAUGCUUAGCGUUAAAGGAUUAGUUGAUUCAAAUUGUCCGAGUUCCAUUCCCUCCAACUACUUAUGCCUUAAAAAUCCUGACGAUUCCAUAUUGUAUGAAACAGAGAAUAUUCCAAUAAUUGAUUUUUCGCAGCUCAACUCAUCCAAUCCCAAUGAGCGCUCCAAGGAAAUCCAAAAACUCGGUGAUGCCUGCCGCGACUGGGGUUUCUUUAUGCUAGUCAAUCACGGGGUUUCGGAGACACUGAGGGAUGAGCUGCUUAGGGCAAGCCAGAGCUUUUUUGAUCUGACAGAGGUAGAAAAAAUGGAGUACGCAGGAAGGAAGCUAUUUGAUCCAAUAAGAUGUGGGACAAGCUUCAAUGUCAUGGUGGACAAGACCCUUUUCUGGAGAGAUUAUCUUAAAUGUUAUGUUCACCCUCACUUUAGUGCUCCUUCCAAGCCCCCUGGUUUUAGUGAAACUUUAGAAGAAUACAUCACAAAGACCAGGGAACUGAUUGGAGAGUUGCUAAAAGGAAUAUCUAGAAGCUUGGGACUAGAAGAAAACUUCAUACAUAAAAGGUUGAAUGUGGAAUCGGGAUCCCAGUUACUAGUUAUCAACUUUUACCCACCUUGUCCUGAUCCUGAACUUGUAAUGGGCCUACCUGCGCACACAGAUCAUGGGCUUCUGACCCUCCUGAUGCAAAAUGAACUAUCAGGGCUUCAAAUUCAACAUAACGGCAAGUGGAUUCCUGUCCACCCUUUACCCAAUUCCUUUCUCAUCAACACUGGGGAUCAUAUGGAGAUACUGACCAAUGGGAAAUACAAGAGCGUUAUUCAUCGUGCUGUAGUGAAUCAAAAAGCUACUAGAAUUUCUGUUGGUACAGCAUACGGGCCCCCACUUGACAACAUUGUCAGUCCUGCACUGGAGCUGGUCCAAGAGGAUAAUCCCCUCGCAUAUCGUGCCAUUAAAUAUAGUGAUUACUUGCAGCUUCAACAAAGCCAUGAACUGGAUAAAAACUCCUGCUUGGAUCGUAUUCGGAUUUGAAUAAAAAAAACUGCUAUGUCCUCGCUUAAGUAGCAUC